AUGUUCCAUCCACUCCUCGUUCUUCUCAGCACAGCAGCCCUGUUGCAGGUUGGCCUCGCUACUCCCCUUAGCGUUCGCGACGUAGCCGCAGAGCCUGGAAACGUUACUUCGGACUCCCUUGAAGACGCAGAGGCAGGACGUAACUGCUUUUGCACCAUGGAGUAUGCGCCAGUCUGUGCGGGCAACAAAGUGUACUCCAACAAGUGCAAGGCCAUGUGCGCUGGAGAGACGGAACAUUCGCUUGGAGGGUGUAAUCAGAGUUCAUAA
This is a messenger RNA of Metarhizium robertsii ARSEF 23, 267 nucleotides long. RefSeq names its product Proteinase inhibitor I1, Kazal. The transcript is spliced from 2 exons. Gene Ontology annotation, molecular function: protein binding. The coding region runs from base 1 to 267 and encodes 88 amino acids. NCBI's taxonomy places the organism in Eukaryota, Fungi, Ascomycota, Sordariomycetes, Hypocreales, Clavicipitaceae. The record is from RefSeq and is a predicted model, not a curated record.